This is a messenger RNA of Pogonomyrmex barbatus (red harvester ant), 4334 nucleotides long. It is a transcript of the gene Mgat2, whose product is annotated as alpha-1,6-mannosyl-glycoprotein 2-beta-N-acetylglucosaminyltransferase. Gene Ontology annotation, biological process: oligosaccharide biosynthetic process; protein N-linked glycosylation. The record is from RefSeq and is a predicted model, not a curated record. Lineage: Eukaryota; Metazoa; Arthropoda; Insecta; Hymenoptera; Formicidae. Gene Ontology annotation, molecular function: alpha-1,6-mannosylglycoprotein 2-beta-N-acetylglucosaminyltransferase activity. Gene Ontology annotation, cellular component: Golgi stack; Golgi membrane.
AUAUAGAUAGAAAGAUAACGCAAGAUUUAGACCACAGUAACAGUGUUUAUUAAUCUUUUUCAACAUAAAUCAUCGUUAAAGAAAGUAGAGAAGUAAUUAAGCAGGGAAUAAAAAAAAUAAGGAUAGGGGGAUACUUUUACUUUUAAUUUAUUUGUAUUUCCACUUUCAACAUGAAAAGUAGUAUCGCGUUAGGCAUCAAUACACAAACAGAACAGAUACAAUGAAGAGAUUAAUAUGCAACGGCAAAAGUUUCUAACACGACGUGAUUGAAGAGAAUUUGUAUUUCCACAGCAUCGUUAGUCUCAACUCGAUAAUACUUUCGUACUAUUUACUACAUUUGAGAAUACUAAUCAGUGUGUGUGUGUGUGUGUGUGUGUGUGUGUGUGUGGGGGGGGGGGAGGCGCUUUUCCCUUCAAAGUACACUCAACGCAAAUCCAUCGAUAAAUCCGACUCGAUAAACGAGGGUUCCCUGGAUUAAUUAAGAGUCAUCGUAUUCCGUAAUCAAUGUUGCAAAUUUGAUCGGUUAGGCGCCGCGGCCUGGCACGGCCUUCGAGAGCUCUUCUCGCUCGAUUUGUCCGUAAGCACGCCUACAACCCCUAAACCACCCAAUUCUCAAGAGAGGCGACUCUUUCGCGCAACGUUCGCGGAACGCUGGCACUGGCAGGUCGUCCCGGGUGUGACUACGUAGAACGUACAACAACAUCGUCCGGUCCAUUUUUGCCGGCGAGUGCGGCGCGAUGCGGCACGCAAUGCGACCGGACGAUGUUGGGAAGGAACGGGAGUGCCGUUUUCUCGCUUUGCGCGCGCAACUACAGGGAGAGAGGAAGACCGGUCGUCGCGAGGGUGGGUGGUGGAUAUGAGUGCCGGAUACGCGGGUGUGCUACGAGGGAUUUGCACGCGCGCGCGUCUCGCGUCCGCGUGGCUCGCGUGUCAUCGUGACGGCUGAUGACGGCCGAGCGGAACGCGCAAACACGCGCGGCGAAUUCGCUUCGGCUGUCGUCAUCGCUACGAGCGGUCGGCGGUCGGCAGUCAGUCCCUCGACGGCACGCUCCGUGAGUGUGUGCGCGGUAGCCACGCGAGUACGUGCAUGUGGCCGAGACGACAUCGACAGCGACGACGACAACGACGACGACGACGACGACGACGACGACGACGACGACGUCCACGUUCCUUGUCGGAAUCGAGUCUCCUUGCUCCAAGCUGUGCCUGGAACCCGGCUCUCAUCACCGUGCGACAUAUUUCAUGAAAAUGGAGAGCCAGACGAUACAUUCUUUUUUAUCGAGGACGAUCUCCUAGGAGUAACACUAUGAAAGGAAAAGCUCACGACUCGACCACACAUGGUUUUGCGAAGCAGUAUCCCGGUUAUACAUUAUACACCAGGAAAAAAUCGGGAGGAACAACAAGCGUUGGGGGAUCGAAAUCAGGUCGCGGAAUUUUACUGAGGACCCUUGUAUUCGUCUUCCUGGCUACGUUCCUCUGGCUUCAGCUUCACGUAAUCAGUUUGACGGGGCGAGAUGAUUCUGGGCAAUCAUCAUCGAACGAGACACUUUUCUCCCUCGUGCCUCAAGAAUUCCACAGAUUUUUAAAAGAGGGACGUAACUUAUCUACGAGCUUGACGAAUUCUAGCUCGGGAGCGCUUACAGAAUUGGAAAUGACGGAAAUCCGUCGUAAAAUCGAACGGGCGAAUGCAGAGCAAAAAGUAUAUAAUGAGGAGGCGUUUGGGCCGUUGGCGAGCGAUGCUCCAAUUAUAGUCAUCCAAGUACACACGCGACUCACUUAUCUACGGCAUCUUAUCGUCUCACUGGCGCAAGCUAAGGACAUAGAGCAGGCUCUUCUCGUAUUUAGCCACGACAUUUGGCACCCGGAUAUCAACUACCUCGUGCAGAGCGUCGACUUUUGUAGGGUCAUGCAAAUCUUUUAUCCACAUAGCAUCCAGACUCAUCCUUAUACAUUUCCCGGUGAAGAGCCCAACGACUGUCCACGAAACAUUCGUAAAGAACAGGCUUUAAAUUUGAAGUGUACCAACGCUAAGCAUCCGGAUUUGUAUGGUCACUAUAGGGAAGCAAAAUUUACGCAGACCAAGCAUCACUGGUGGUGGAAAGCGAACAGAGUGUUCGAUCAAUUGUCGAUAACGAGAAACCAUACCGGAAUGGUUCUCUUCCUCGAGGAGGAUCACUACGUUGCCGAAGAUUUUUUACACGUGCUUAGACUCAUGGAACGUACUUGCAAGCUCAAUUGUGAGAGAUGCAACGUUCUAUCGCUGGGUACAUAUUUAAAGACGUACAACUAUUUUACGGACUUUAGUCGUAAGUUCUUCGGCAUCGAUAGCGCUCUGCAGAAGGAAUUGCUGCGUGGACUAAAGCGACAACAAGAAAUACCAUCGAUGAUGCAGAGACAGCAGAUCAGCAACGGGUUCGGCGGCAUCGUUACCGUCACCAGCGGUGAUGGCGACGGUAUUAAUAACGCCGGUAAUAAUGCCGCCGGCAUCAGUAACGGGAGUACCGGUAGUGGCAGAAGCGUCGGCGUCGGCGUCGGGAGCGGCGUCAGCAGGAGCAGCGUGUCAUCUAUCUACUAUCAGAACACGAAUACGAUGCAAACGGCGCCCGGGUGGGCCUUCCAACUCCUGCCCAGUCUCUACAAUCACUAUCAGAAGGCGGAAGUUACUCCGUGGAUAUCCAGCAAGCACAACAUGGGCAUGGCAUUCAAUCGCAUCACGUGGAACAAGCUACGAAAGUGUGCGGCGCAGUUUUGCUCGUACGACGAUUACAAUUGGGACUGGAGUCUGCAAUAUAUCGCGCAAACCUGUGUGCCAUCUAGUCGGGGUGCUGGGAUUGCACCUCGCGUUGAAUCCGGAUUGAUCACGAUGACGAUGAGGGCUCCGAGAGUCUUCCAUAUCGGAGAAUGUGGAGUGCAUCAUAAGAAGAAUAACUGUGAAUCGACGGCAGUGAUAGCAAAGGUCCAGAACGUCUUGAAAGCGGCGCGCAAUCAUCUGUUCCCUUCGCAAUUAACAUUAACAAUCGCCGGAACAGCAAAGAAGACGAAACUCCGCAAAGGCAACGGCGGAUGGGGAGACGUUCGAGAUCACCAACUUUGUUGGAACAUGACCAUAUAUCCAGAUUUAGUCUUGCUUUGAGGACUAUAAAUGUUAAUUAUAAUUGGUUCCAGUACACGGAUUGUGAUACAAAUAGUCAGGCAUCUAUUGCCGCAAUUCUAUUAUGGUAAUCAAAGAUUUAUCCGUCGAUAUCAUUCUAAUGAGAUGUUCAAGAAUGAUGUAAGUAGAAUGAUGCAAAGAUGACUGGAUACUAGAGAAUUUCCGUCAUUCUACAAAUCGAUUACGAAGUGCGUUGUACGCGUUAUCGUCGCUGCCAGUCACGAUCGAAGAUUAUCAAGACCGCUGUCACUGCCAUUGAAUGGAAUGGGAUUUCUUUCGCAAAAUAGGAAUAUUCGUAAGCGUUUCGUCGAGAUAGGAUGUAAUAUUACACAUACAGCGGACGAAACGAAAAAAGAUAUCGGCCGAUUUGAUAGUGAGCUCAAAUUGGUGCUAUUCCAAAGAGAAGGUAAUUUUUUUGUGGUAUAUUGAGUUUAAUACAGUGAAGACCAAAAGCUGUGCAAGUGAAUUAGCGAAAAAUAUAUUUCGCGCAUAUGCAAAAGAAAGAUAUUCGAUUAAAGCAUGUUAAAAGAGUAUUUACGAAGAGGUUACAAGCAGAUCUAUUUAUUCAACAUUGCGCUGUCCACAAAUACAGUGUGAUAAAAAUGUAAGACGUCACGUUUCUUCAAUUUUGUUUCGGAACAAGCGUGACGCAUACUCAAGGGAAGGGAGAAUAUUCUCGAGGAUGUGCGGAAGUACGAGAUAAAUAUUUCAUUAGGCUCAAAUAUAUAUUAUCGAUAUUUUAAAGGCCUAUAAGACAGCCGAAACGCGGCAACAUGUACGUAUAUAAUUUCCAUGUCACCGUAGAGACGACAUAUAAAUGAAAAAAGGCUGCACCCUGUACCUCUGUAACUUGAUAAUGGAAUUAAUGUUUCGCUUCCCGACUUAGCUUCUAUCCACUCUUUUUAAUAUUAUGCUCGACAAGAACGUUAAUCAGGUUUGUGAUUUUAAUUACGACUUGCGCUCAUUAUAUUCUAGUCAAUGUGUAUAACGUAAUACUAAAGUGCAGAUAUUUAAUAAUCAUAGAGAUUAAGCUCGUAAAAUUAAGGAUUCACACACGUAUUAUUAGUGAUAACGCCCUCAAAAACGCUGUAACGUAACAUCAUGUAACGACCUCGGGGAUACGAACGUAAUGAAUGUCUCAUGUACCUUUUAUAUUUAUAACAAUAAAACGACAGCAACGAAA